Molecule: messenger RNA, 1293 nt
Organism: Aspergillus candidus
Lineage: Eukaryota; Fungi; Ascomycota; Eurotiomycetes; Eurotiales; Aspergillaceae
Exons: 2
Coding region: 314-1105 (263 amino acids)
Source: RefSeq, a predicted model, not a curated record
GAAAUGGCGCCCUUCCGUCAGGUUGAUCACGUUCCUGUCGGAAACUUUCCUCAGCGAUUCGUAUGCGGCGGUCGCUGGACCGGCGGGCUUCGAUGGUCCGAUUCUGAUAUAUCUCCUUCUUUCAUGCUGGCUGGGAACGUGUCUUUCGUCUCUUCUUUUCGUCGUCUGCCCCUCUCCCCUUCUGCCGGUGGGUGACCUGUUCGUGGGGUCUUUUAUGGUCGAAGGGGAUUGACUCACCGAUUCUCCCCCCUUUCGUCCCAUUUUGGUAUUCUACUAUUACCUCAAGCUUUCUUGAUAAAGCCCGUGGAGGAUCAUGACGGCCAUCAUCCGGAAGUUGCGCCGGAAGCGCAAGCUCUCCUCGGAACUGGACUCGCGGUGGGGAGAUGCCUCCAUCACCUAUCCCACCGAGGGGUCCUGGAGCCAGUGGGAUCAACCUGCCGGUGUGGUGGCCCGGUCUCCAGAACGGGGACGACGACAUAGCUCUGUUGACACGGCCGAUCGCCGCAGCUGGUCCUCACCGCGCCAUCCGGUCAAUCGCACCUCGGGAGACUCGUCCUUGACCAUCCCCCGGGGCCACUAUGACUCCAAACUGCGCAAUCGACCCUCGAAGAGGAUCCCGGCCCCGUUAUGCGCAACUCGCAAUCCCCCUCGCACAUGGCAGGAUUCCGCCUCGGAGACCUUGUCCAGCGAUUCGUCUGAAGACGAUGACCCCGUGUCGGAGCUGGGCCCGUCCCGGGGACGGUACCCUUCUGCGUCCAAAUCGCCCCCGCUGUCCGUCACCUCCAAGAUGCGACGCUGCAGCAUCCAGAGCAAUACGACCGAUGGCACGGCCUCGAUGCCGGUCACGGCCAGCUCCAAACACACCAGCUACACCUCGACGGUCCCCUCGGCAUUGAGCGAGGGGCCUCGAUCUUCCCAUCUUCCCACCCACCACGAAAAAAUCAAGAGUCCCCGUUCUCCUUUCGUGAAAUCUCCACCCCCUCCGCCGCUACAGCUGCCACCGCAACCGCCCCAUCAGCCCCGGGGCCGGGAGCCCUACCGGGCGCCCGAGGUCGAGUCCACUGGACAGGAACUGGUGCCUUCUUACGAGGAGCUCUACGGAUGAUGCGAUAGAUGGCGGGGAGUAAUGAUUUCCGAAUUUACAGCGUUCUUGUGUUUCUACCAUUUCAUUCCUUACCAUCUACUAUAUGUGUUUCUCAGCAAUUCGUGUCUCAAACCACCCAUUCCCUCAUAUCAAGCUUCCUCUCUCCGUUCCUCGCCUCACAACCUGGGCCAACCAACCCCGAUAAACCC